CGCCCAGGUCGACCGUUCAGUGAUGAACACAAACGUUAUAUUUCCUCCUCCAUCUCGCCUCAUUUCUGACAUUCCUUUGACGUUUGGACCAUCAACGUUUCACCGGAAGGUCAGGGGGGGAAAUGAAAACGCGAGACACGCAGCAGGUUUCAGAGAAAACUGAAGAUGAUUUCCUCGAAGAGGUUAAUCUCAAACAUCGGACCUCACAUUCUGUCAUGCGAGUGAGCCACGACUUCCUGUCAUGUUUUGAGGAAAUGAAAAAAUAAACGUAUUGCUUCAUUAAAAGGAGCCAAGUCACCGUGACACAUUCUCGUAAGAAACGGACAUGACGUCCCAGCAGGUUUGGUGUUUCCUGCCGACUGCAGCUCUUCUCUUCCUCCUGUCCGUACAAACGAUUGCAGAAGUGAUGAAGUCGGUGUCGGACUGUGACCGCUUCCUUCUUGACCAAACACCACCGCACAUUCCAGGCAUCCUGGAGGCCGGGAGGAUCCUCGAUCAGAACCGGUACAAGCUCAUUUGCCAGACCUACGGGAAYCAAAGGAGAUUUGUGACACUUUACGAUGUUCGCAACCGGAUUCCGGUGUUUUCCGCUGUCAAGUUCACUGGAGAAGUUUCCGGAAGGAGACCUAAAAGCGUUUGGAAAAUCGAACCGCAGCUGGAGGAUCCAAAUGGAGACAAGAAGAUGAUCCCCGAAGAUAAGAACAGAACCUACAACCACCAGGCCGGCGCUGUGGAUUACAGAUCCAACAGAACAUUUGACCGGGGUCACAUAUUUCCUAGCUCCUACGCCUCAACCAAAGCGGACAAACUGUCGACUUUCACCCUGACGAACGUCGUUCCCCAAGCGGAGUCCUUCAACAAGGGCAGCUGGAACAAAAUGGAGAGGUGCACCARAUGCGUGAUGGAGAAGUACUGCGUCAACAGCAGCGGCGGUACCGGGGGCUUUGUGGUGACCGGGGCCCUGCCCAGCUCCAGCAGCACCCUCAACAACAGGGUCAACGUUCCCACCGCGCUCUGGUCGGCGUUCUGCUGCUACAGCGCCGUGGCCCAGGCGUGGAUAGCGAGCGGGCACUGGGGCCGCAACGUCCAGGACGAGUCCAAACGCCAAUAUCUGAAGACGGAGACUCUGGAGGAUCUCCAACACCGGCUGCGCAGGUCCAACUCUGAGUUUGUAAUAUUCCCUGGAUCGAAAUGUCCUCUGACAACAACCGUAACAGAGUUUUACCCAGAAAUGAAAAACUGCCUCUGCCCACCGACCAUCCCGGACCCUUCACCUUCUGUGUCUGGUCCGUCACAUUCCCACCUUCUCAUGCUCUUCUUCCCUUUCUUUUUAUUCUCAUAUCAUCAAUUCUGAUAAUCAAGACAGACUGAACUGGGACAGUGAAAACCAGUAAAUAAUCAUUGGGAACCUUUCUCUAAUCUUUCCAGUCUGCGCUGCAGUAGAUGGCGCCACCUUGAGGUAAAAUUGGUUGCAAUCCCCUUAGAAAUGUAUUCAUGUAUCCUUAUUUAUGUGAAACUGUUCAACAUUAUAUGGAAUGUGGUUUGUAAAGUUACACAAUUAAAAAUUAGCAUCGAUGAUCUGGAUUAUUCAGUCCAGCAUUAAAAAAAUGGGGUUCAUUUUUCAAAGUCA
This is a messenger RNA of Poecilia reticulata (guppy), 1630 nucleotides long. Its product is annotated as endonuclease domain-containing 1 protein-like. Gene Ontology annotation, molecular function: metal ion binding; hydrolase activity; nucleic acid binding. Lineage: Eukaryota; Metazoa; Chordata; Actinopteri; Cyprinodontiformes; Poeciliidae. The record is from RefSeq and is a predicted model, not a curated record.